GGGGGGGCGCCGCUCCGCUCCGCUCCGCUCCGCUCCGCCGUCAUUGGCGGCACCGGCGGCGCUGGGGCGCGGGGCGGGGAGGGAGCGCUCCCCCGCAGAGCCGCUGCUGCUGCCGGGCCCGGCCAUGUGCCGAGAGGAGGGUGUCUGCUGCCGGCUCGCUUGCUCCGCACCGUGAGCUGGCGUCCGUCUUUUUAACCUUUUUUUUUUUUUUUAUUCUAAUUUUUUUUUAAUUUUUUUUUUUUUUUUUUUUUUUGCAUUGAUGCUCUCCGAGCUGGAGACUUCGGGAGACGCGGUCCUCACCUGAGAGAUCCAGCACAAUUCCCCCGUUUGAAGGCUGUUAAUGGAGAAGAGGGCGGAUGACAGCCGGGACCGUGGUCAUCACAGGUGGAAUAUUAGCGACUGUCAUUUUGCUUUGUAUCAUCGCCGUCCUCUGCUACUGUAGGCUCCAGUACUACUGCUGCAAGAAGGAUGAGUCCGAGGAGGACGAGGAGGAGCCCGACUUCGCCGUGCACUCCCACAUCCCGCCGCUCCACUGCAACCGCAACGUAGUGCUGACCAACGGCCCGUCCCUCUACGCCUCGUCCCCCUUCGGCAAAAAAACGGCAUCGAGCCGGCCCAGCUGCCCGGGCUGCGCGCCGUACGAGCCCCCCACCUUCUUCUUGCAGGAGCCCCCCGAGGAGCUGCACAACGGGGGCGACCGGGUGAGCUACAAGACGGUGAGCCAGGAAGAUCUGGAUCUGCCGGUGAGCGUGGCCAACUUGCAGGCGCUCAACCCCAACCGGCUCUCGGCCAUGCGGGAAGCCUUCUCCCGUAGCCGCAGCAUAAGCACCGAUGUGUGAGGUGCUGGCUGCCCGCCCAGCCCGGAGCAUCACAUCACACCUCGCCGCUGCCGCCGGGGCUUUUAACAGCAGGGAGAACUUUUUGAAAUUCAUGGAAGAGUUUUGAAAAAGAAGAAAAAAAAAAAAAAAGAAUGUAUUUCUACGUUCUGUAGGUAGAGACGUGCUAAAUGGCAAUAUAAAGGGGUAGCAAAGAAAACAAACCCAAAAGGGGAGCACGGGGGAGGACGGUUGCAGCUGGGACGCGAGGUUUUCUAGCGCUGCGUUGCAUUUUUUUUUCCUUUUAUAAAGAGGAUUUUGAUAUUGCGCAUCCUUUUAUACAGAGUAAAAGCCCCUCCUCGACAUUCGGCUGAUGACGAGCGAGUAAUGGGGCACACAGUCGGCUGCAAAAUGGCUCGUGCUGCAAGGCAGCAGGCAUCUGCUGCCGUGUCGUGGGGGCACGCUGCAGCUGACUGCUCCUGGCCCUAGUGCACACACACACACACACAUAUAUAGCAAAGCAGGGCUGCUAUUGCCCACCCUUGUGCCACCCCUCCGUACUGCAGCCGUACGUGUGUGUGUAUGUGCGCGUACAGCCCUGCCCUAUUCCCAGGCCAUCUCACUCCUCAACUUGGUCCUUUAUUCCUGGGUGACAGGCGCAAUUCCCUCAGGGUGAGGAUGGCCGGUGGGUGCACAGCCUGUCCCUACCGCUGGAACACCCGGCGCUGCCCCGUUGACCCCCCGAUGGAGCCAGGCUGGGAGGGUUUGCAAACCCAUUGCAUUACCUGCCUGUGGAAAUAGCACACAGCGCAAUUUCAGAUGGAGGAACACACCCGUAACCAUCCCAUCCGAAUAAUCAGCAUCCUCUUUUCAAAUAAUGCCAUAUGCGACUUCUGAUUGAGGGCUGGGCGAGCAAGAGCGUGACCGUCUAUGUGCCCACCCCCCUGCAUGCACAUUUUUACAUGCAUUGGGUUGUGGUUUUUGUUU
Molecule: messenger RNA, 1802 nt
Organism: Harpia harpyja (harpy eagle)
Lineage: Eukaryota; Metazoa; Chordata; Aves; Accipitriformes; Accipitridae
Gene: FAM163B
Product: family with sequence similarity 163 member B
Exons: 3
Coding region: 357-839 (160 amino acids)
Source: RefSeq, a predicted model, not a curated record